Messenger RNA from Phasianus colchicus (ring-necked pheasant), 4140 nucleotides. It is a transcript of the gene CIZ1, whose product is annotated as CDKN1A interacting zinc finger protein 1. NCBI's taxonomy places the organism in Eukaryota, Metazoa, Chordata, Aves, Galliformes, Phasianidae. The record is from RefSeq and is a predicted model, not a curated record. Gene Ontology annotation, cellular component: nucleus. Gene Ontology annotation, molecular function: zinc ion binding; nucleic acid binding.
AAGGUGGCUGCUUGUUUUCUUCCAGAUUCUCGUGGCAGCCUCGCCGAGAUGCGAUCGCAGCAAAUGGCCAGGGGCUGUUGUUUGGGGAUUUUUUCCCUUGUUUUCAGAGACCAAAGAUUCUCCUGGACCAUUUAAAAAGACAAAACCCAGAAAACUAACGCGGUUGGACACCAUCUGCUCCCUCCCUUCAGCCGGUUAUCAAUUCCCCCUGCCCCAGCCCAGGACAGAUGGCGCCCAUCCCCUCCCAGGCUUCCCGAGGGACGGGACGCCCCGCUCCCGCGUGCAAGGGACGAGAAACGGGGGUGUCGCGAACCGGGGCGGUGCGGGAGGAGGCUGCGGGGGUGAUGCGCGCCUCGCAGGGCCGCUCUCCCGGAGCAGGGGACGCGGGCGGGCGCGGCUGGGUCCUCCAGCCCUCCAGAAGGAGCUGCUCGUGCCCGGAGCGGCGCCGGGCGGCCGUCCGCCGGGGGAAGAUGGAGGCGGGCGGCCGGGAGCGGUGAGAGCCGCGGGGCGAGAUGCUCGCCCCGUUCGGAGCUCCCCAGCCAUGUUCAACCAGCAGCAGUUCCAGCAGCAGCUGCUGCAGCUCCAGCACCUCCUCCAGCAGCAGCAGCACCACCACCCCCCGGCGCAGCAGGGAGGCCGUGGUUUGCCGCCGCCGCCACCACCACAACAGCAACAGAUGCUGAGCUUACGGGCAACAAAUCAACCAUCCCUACUCAAUGCCAAUCCUAUGCUUCAGCGGGCCUUACUCAUGCAACAGAUGCAAGGAAACCUGCGUGGAUUUAACAUGACAGCCCCAGCACUGCAGCAGUUUUUCCCUCAGGCUACGAGGCAUUCCCUCCUAGGGCCACCACCUGUUGGGGUCUCAUUAAAGCCAACUCGUCUGGGCUUCCCCAACCUUCCCUUCCAGCGGCAGAACCGGAUGUUUCGCAAGGACUUCCAGAGGGUCCCUGACAGGAAGCGGGAGCUAGAUGCUGGUUCUUCAUCUCACAUGCAUGGUGAUGAGAAAAUAGAAUUUAGAGGGGAACUGCGAGCAGGGUCAGAGCAGAACAACUCCCUGUCCACAGAACCAAGAACUCCGGCAGAAUCUAUGUUGAACACUGAGCCUGCAGCAAAAAGACUGAAGAGUGUGACUGAAGAGUCUGCAUUAGAGAAUGCAGCAGGCAGCAAGGAAGAGUUGAGCACCCAUGUCCAAGCUGAUGGUACAAAUAAUGUAAAGCAGUACGCAGCUGAAAGUCUCUCUAAAGAGAGGAAAUUCUCUGAGGAACCAAAGGCUCCUGAGGUGUUGAGCUCUGGAGGUUCACUGAAAGUGACUAUCCAGCAGAGCAGCGAGAGCAGAGCUAUCAGUACAACAGCUCUGAAACCAGGGCAGUGGACGUGCGAGAUGGGCACAGCUGAUUCCAACCCUGAAUCAGCCCUUAAAUUCUACUGUUACAUCUGCAAGACCAACUGCUGCAAUCAGCAGAAUUUCCAAACCCACAUGGCUGGGAUUCAGCACCAGCAGCGACUUGGGGAGAUUCAGCACAUGAGUAAUGUUUGUUUUGUUUCACUACUACCUAUGGUGAAGGAGCAGAAGUUGCUGGCGGAGAAAGAUGGAGAGACCCAGCAGCGGUGGUGUAACACGUGUCAGAUACACUUCACAGGGGAUCUGAUCAAACAUCGCAGGACCCAAGAACACAAGCUGGCCAAACGCUCACUUCGUCCUUUCUGCACUGUCUGCAGCCGCCAUUUCAAGACCCCUCGCAAGUUUGUGGAGCAUAUGAAGUCCCCUGAGCAUAAACAGAAAGCCAAAGAGGUGAGACUGGGAGAGAAGGAAUUGGGCAGCCCAGAAGAUUCAGAGGAGUUGAUCACAGUGGAUGCUGUUGGCUGUUUUGAAGAUGAUGAAGAGGAGGAAGAGGAGGAGGAAGAAGAGGAGGGAACUGGUGAGGGGGAAGACCUUGAUGUAGUGCUGGUAGAGAAUGAGGAUUCUGCUGCCAAGCAGAGUGGGCUGAAGGAAGUGUCUUUGGAGGAUUACAAAGGAAGUGAGAAGUAUUGCCCAGAUACAGCCUAUGGCCUGGAUUUUCUGGUCCCCGUCGCAGGUUACCUCUGCAGGCUGUGUCACAAAUUCUACCAUAGCGACUCUGCUGCCCGGCUCGCACACUGCAAGUCCCUGAUGCAUUUUGAGAACUUUCAGAGAUACAAGGUAGCAAGGCAUCGUGCCACAGCUGCCUAUCCGGAGGCUGCCUUGCAUUCCCAGGGCUCCAGCUCCCAAUUGCUAGAUGAUCAGAAACAGCCUCCUGCUACAACAGAAGAUACCAGCAAGAAGAUGAAUGCCAAUCAUGGGAUAGACAAGGAGGGUACAGAGCUGUCAGCACUGCAAGAACAAGCUUUGAGGUCUCCAGAGGGUAAGGGCAAGCUGGCCACCUCUGUAGCAGAAAGCAAAAGCCUAGCCAGCAUGACUGAUGUGUGUGGAAUCAUGGUUGUAGAAGAAAGCCUACAGGAGAGUGAAUCCACUGCCACUUGCCCGCUCCCCGAAGAGAGCAGCGCCGCAGGGGAGUUGCUGGGACAUGCUGUGUGUGAGGAGGAGGAAGCCAAUGCAGCCAGGCAAGGGGAAGGCACAGACCACUGCCAGGAUCCAGGGAGCGGAGGGGGGUUGGGACAGAAGGAAGCAUCAAACAUAAGCCAGGAGGCAGCAGCAGAGCCCUCCUCCCUAGCCAAAGGUGAGACUGCCAGUCUUACCUCUGCUGGGUGCAGACGCUCUUCCAGGCGCAAACCCAGAUAGAGUGGCCUUAAAGGGAGAGCCCUUUACACACCAUAUUUGCUGGAAAUGUUUAUUUUCGGAGUCUUUUAAUAGAGCAAAAACCUUCAACUUUACUGCUGUUUUUAUUUUAAGAAUAAAAUAAGCCUGGCUUUAGCGUGUCUAAUAUGGGAUGGUGUUGAUUAUUACUUGUAUAGUUUGGAUACUGAAAUCAUGCUUUGAUUGUUGAACUUGAAAGAAGAAUGUAAUGUGAUUAUUUUUCUUUUUCAUAGGGGAUAUGGUUCAUGAAGUAGAUGGAUGCAGACAUUUUUUCUCAUUUUCUUCCACUAAGAAUACCACGUAGUUCCCCUCUGCUUCCUUCUAAGGCAGAAAAGUUUAUUUCUUGGGAGACUGUGCCCAAUUCUGCUCUUCAGAAUGGUUUUCUUUCAAAGAUGCACACUCUCGGACCACCACUGUGUCCUAAGCUAGGCAGAAUGUGCAUCUUGAUCAUUUGUUAAUACUAUAAGGCUUAAUACAGUCUGUUCUCAUAGUGGAUACUCUCAGGAACAAAUUUUGUUUCAAAUGAUUUUAAUAAAACAGAUUUCUUAUAACUUCUUCAACUUUCAAAAAAACUCCUUUAACUCUACAGAAGUAGAAUAGUUCAGACUUGCCUCACAGUGGUGGCACCAGGCCAUCCUGACAAGUUCACAAAGUUUCAAACCAGAAUACUCAUGAUUGCUCCUGUUAAAAUAUACAGGGAGGGCUCUGCUCUCAUCCCAUGGCAGGCAGAGCACCAUACCACCAGUUCAGUGGGGCAAACCAGGCUGCUCUGCCUCUCUAAGCCUGAGUCCUUAAUGGCAGCUCAAGGAGUUAGGCAGCUUCUGAUUCUAAGUCAAAAUCAUCACCUUGGUAGCUCAUCUUAUCUGCCUGGAAGGGAACAGGAAACUCCAGUGAUUUGGGACUACCUGUCAGUACUUACAGUGAAUGUGAAUAAUGGGGAAGCUGUAGUUUCAAGUCAGCAGAUCAUCUAUGGCCCCCCUCCUCCAAGUCUGUACCAGAGCUGCCAGAGAAAGCCCGGAGUCAGGACAACCCCUGCCUAGUGUGCUUUGUGAGGGAAGGGGCUAGAGCUAUAGCAUUCCUCAGCUGGAGUCAGCAGUACAAAACACCAUGAUCAUUUUUCUACUUUGUGAAGAGAGCUUCCUUGCAAACAACCUGCACAGCCUCAGGCUUUCUGCAGCCAGCUUCAACCACGUUACAUGGCCAUGCUUGCGUUAAUGCUGGAAGCAAAAAGAGCCAAGUCUCCUACACCCAUUUGUGUGCACCCAUCACACAGCUAAGGAAAACAGAACAUGGAGGUGAAUGGCUGGGCACUACCACAGGAAGGAUUACGUAAUGGGCAGAAGGUAACUCUUCAAUUUUUGAUAAAC